Messenger RNA from Penicillium malachiteum, 1476 nucleotides. Its product is annotated as heme-dependent oxidative N-demethylase family protein. The transcript has 3 exons. The record is from RefSeq and is a predicted model, not a curated record. Bases 1 to 1476 code for a protein of 491 amino acids. Lineage: Eukaryota; Fungi; Ascomycota; Eurotiomycetes; Eurotiales; Aspergillaceae.
AUGGAUACCCUAAGGAUCUCCGAGAGCGCCUCCCAAGCCGGUCUGGUCCUAGCAGCCAUCAGCGCCUUCUAUUUUAUUCUCCACCGACUCUCAAGCAAAUAUGUAUGGAACGGAUUGACCCUACGCGGCCGCAAGAAUUCAACAGCUAGAACGCCACCCCGAUCCGUAUCACCCGGGACAAAGAAUGGCAACAGCACCACAUCGCCCUCAAGCUACACUGAUGCCCUACCACCUCAACGAAGGGAAUCCCUCCUCCAGCUAAAUGGAACUCGUUCCCACUGCAAUGAAAUUGAUGAAGCCAAAGUGUGCCAAAAUCUCUUGCCCAUGACCGCCAAUUAUAUGAACAGCCCGGGCAACUUGUACACACCAACUGGAUUCUCGGUAGAAGAAGUGAAAGCCCUUGGCCACUUCCCGGACUAUGCCACACUGAGCGGAGUUCCACUUCCUAGUCCUUACCAUGCCCAUGAUAUUGAUAAAGCGAAGCCAAGACCAUACCGUCCGUUCCGAUGGGCAUACCAUCAAACCAUGUCCUUGACAAAGCUAGAGACUGAUUGGUGGAUCGAACUCGAGAGCACAUACAGAGCUCGUAUUGCCCAGCGUAAAGCAUUAUUCGCGAAGAAUGGAAAAGCGGUUCUUGACGCUUUACCUGGAUCCGAGCUAGCUUGCAAGGAACUUAUGGAGAUGGUCUUGCAAUUUAUUUGUGCGAGAUAUCCACAGCACUUCACAUUGACUGAUAAGCAUAUACUGCAUAAUCGGAUUCUAGGAAUCGAAGAGGAUAUUAAAGCGAAGCCCGCAUUGGAAGUUCUCCUUGAUCAUGUACCUGAAGAUUUUGCACUCAUGUUGCGGGAUGAUGAGACUGGGUACUAUAUCCUUCGUGCAGCGGUUAUAUGCUCGGCAAUUGGAUGGAAUGUGGCUACCAAGAUUGGGAAGCAGUUACAUGAGAUUCAUUCUCCUAUUCCGGAUUAUAAAGAGAAGAUGCAGUUCUCUAUGGACCGGUAUUUUACCAAGAUGCCCACCGAGAAACCUAUCCAACGAGCUUCAUGGGGUCUUGAGGUCGGUCAACCACUGUAUAUGGCACCUGAUGACCCACAUGUCGCUCUUCGGGAGUCACAGGAUCCCAAUCUUACCGUGGAAGACUGUUUUCUACGUGUCGAUUGGCAAACACUUCGUCGUCUCCCUCUAUCCGCGUCUGUUGUCUUCAACUUCAAGGCCGUUUUUACACCUAUUUCCGAGUUCCGUGAUGAACCCGCCAUCCCGGCUUUAAUAUCAAAGGUAUUAAAAGAGGGCAAGCGGAGCCUGAUGCAGUACAAGGGUGUGUGGCAUGUUGAGCAUAUGAUUCUACCGAAGCUCGAGGAGUGGGCCAAGGAGCAAGAAGAGAGUGGUGCCGUGCCCAAAGGAUGGGAGGUCGCGACUCUGGAUGAUAGUCCGUGGUUUAGAGGAUGGAAGGAAAAGUGGCAUCGACAGCAAGGGUUCUAA